This is a messenger RNA of Dicrocoelium dendriticum, 2370 nucleotides long. The record is from the annotation of a GenBank genome assembly. NCBI's taxonomy places the organism in Eukaryota, Metazoa, Platyhelminthes, Trematoda, Plagiorchiida, Dicrocoeliidae.
GCCGUUUACUCUACCGUUCGACAUUUCCGACACGUCCUCGAAGGUAACACCUUCAUUAUCUUCACCGAUCACAAACCGCUUACCUAUGCAUUCCGAAAUCAAUCAGCUCGACACUCACCACGUGAGAUUCGUCAGCUGGAUUUCAUUGCCCAAUUCUCUACGGAUAUCCGACACAUUUCUGGUCAACAAAACGUCGUCGCUGAUGCUCUUUCAAGAGUAUCUGCGAUCGGCUCUGCCGGGCAGGCAAUCGAUUUGUCUGCUAUGGCCGCCGCGCAAUCAAACGACCAAACCUUUUCGGAACUUCGCGAUUCUUCUUUGAAAAUAUCCCCGCACCCUUUGCCGUCAUCUGAUGGUACCAUUUUAUGCGACACAUCUACCGGACGACCUCGACCCGUCGUUCCAGAAACUUUUCGCCGUAUCGUUUUCGACACCCUCCACAAUAUCGCCCACCCAGGCAUUAAAGCUACUGCUAAGCUUGUCUCUGAGAGAUACGUUUGGCCGGGGAUGCAACGCGAUCUUACGCGCUGGGCACGCAGCUGUCUCACCUGCCAGCAAGCCAAGAUUCAGCGGCACGUGUCCGCUCCGCUUGGUCGCUUUCCGUCCGUUUCAGCGCGAUUUGCCCAUGUCCAUCUCGACAUCGUGGGACCUCUGGCCCCGUCCAAAGGAAUGGUCUAUAUUUUGACCAUGAUCGAUCGUUGCACCCGUUGGCCCGAAGCCGUUCCCAUCCCUGACGUAGCUGCGGAAACCGUAACACGCGCUUUCGUCGAGCGCUGGGUCGCUUCACACGGCUGUCCAGCCACAGUGACUACAGACCGCGGUCCGCAAUUCGAAUCUACGACCUUUAACGAUCUCCUUAAACUCAUUGGAUGCCAACGCAUUCGCACGACCGCCUAUCAUCCGCAAGCGAAUGGCAUGGUGGAACGUUUCCACCGACAGUUGAAAGCCUCACUUAGCGCCGCCAAUGCGCUGAGUUGGACUGAGGUGCUGCCUAUGAUCCUCCUUGGGAUCCGAUCAGCCCUAAAGGCCGAUCUACGUACGUCUAGCGCCGAGUUAGUAUAUGGACAACCACUGCGUUUACCUGGCGAUUUCUUCUCCGUUAGUCCCAGAAUUACCCGUUACGACGCAAAUUAUGCACGUCAGCUUGCCACGAGCAUGCGUCAGUACAAGCUUCCCGACGUUAGAGAACAACAACGUAAAUCUUAUAUUCCACAAGACCUGCAGCAUUGUCCGUUCGUUUUUCUCCGCCUCGAUGGUCUCCGCAGACCACUGGAGCGACCUUACGAAGGUCCUUUCAAGGUCCUGCAGCGUAAGGACCGCGUUUUUAUCAUCGACCGUCACGGUAAACGCGAAGCCGUUACGAUUGACCGUCUCAAGGUUGCUCACGUGGAACCUGAGCUCAACGAAGACCCUUACUCGUCUUCUGACGAAUCAACGCAGCCUAUGAUGGAAGACUCGACUGCUUCCAACAUCCCUGACCCCAAGUUUCACGCCCCAUCCAAGCCUUCCACUUCAGCUCCACCGCUUCCCAUCGAACCAACUGCCACGUCUUCAGCAGUUCCUCCAAUUUUGCGAUCCGAUAGGACGUCUAAGACGACGCCUUCCUCUGAUUCGAACAAGUCGACUAGGUCGGGUAGACGCGUUCAUUGGCCAGCGCGAUUAAGGGAUUAGUGUUCCUUUCACUUUCCUUAUCGUUUUUCUUUUCCUUUUGGCCAACAACGUACCAAACCCCCAAAAGCUUUUGAAAACGCCAAAAAACCGACAAAAGUUUUUUUGAAAACCUAAAAAGAACGCAAAAUGUUUUGAAAACCCAAAAAAGAACAAAACGUUUUGAAAACACAAAAAGAGCUGCGUUUUGCCUGACGCCUACCUCAUCCGGUAAGUGUCACUCUUGCUUUUGCCCUCGCCUCCACCGUCACUGCUCUUGUUUCCGUUUAUCUUCCAUGUAUGAACCGGAGGAGAUGCCGAGGCUGAAGCGAACACUUGACCAUCACGAACUCGCGAACAUUUGACGCUUACGAACUCCCCCCAUUUUGUGUUUUUGGCACCGUUAGGGAGGACACGGGUGGGAGCCCGCUAGGGUCCGAUCGCCUGGUUCUCCCCCAGCAGCUGCAUCAGGUUUCACUACCUGGUCUCGCAGAAGGCUGGCCCGCGACGGACAGUCCUCACGUAGAUCGAAGGGUCACCCACGGUUUCCCUUCUAGGAGGGGGGCUGUGUAGCGACCUGGAGAUUCCCCCGUAUGACUGUGUAAACUAUUCUAAAAUAUUCAAAUUAUAGCUUUCUUAUGUAUUAGGGAACCAUUCGGUUUGCCUGUUGGAACGUUGUUCCCGUUUGUUGGAAACACGAAAACGAUCUCCGCCUUUGGCGCGCGC